Eimeria mitis is the source of this 1059-nucleotide messenger RNA. RefSeq lists its product as uncharacterized. The transcript has 3 exons. Gene Ontology annotation, molecular function: structural constituent of ribosome. The coding region runs from base 1 to 1059 and encodes 352 amino acids. The record is from RefSeq and is a predicted model, not a curated record. Lineage: Eukaryota; Apicomplexa; Conoidasida; Eucoccidiorida; Eimeriidae. Gene Ontology annotation, biological process: translation. Gene Ontology annotation, cellular component: ribosome.
AUGCUCCCCCCGAACCACCCUGCAGCAGCAGCAGCAGCAGCAGGUGCAGCAGCAGCAGCAGGUGCAGCAGCAGCAGCAGGUGCAGCAGCAGCAGCAGGUGCAGCAGCAGCAGCAGGUGCAGCAGCAGCAGCAACAGCAGCAGCAGCAGCAGCAGCUGAUUGCUUGCUGGCGCCCCAUGCAGCAACCACCGAGCUGGAUGUCACUUCUAUGCAACACACAUCAGUACCAGCAGCAACACUAGCAGCAGCAGCAGCAGCAACACUAGCAGCAGCAGCAGCAACACUAGCAGCAGCAGCAGCAGCAGCAGCAGCAGCAGGACUCACCAGCUUCCUGAGUAAUGUAAGGCAGCAGCUGCCGCAAAGAAUACCCACCAACGCGAAUCUCCCCAUGCUCCCCCCGAACCACCCUGCAGCAGCAGCAGCAGCAGCAGCAGGUGCAGCAGCAGCAGCAGGUGCAGCAGCAGCAGCAGGUGCAGCAGCAGCAGCAGGUGCAGCAGCAGCAGCAGGUGCAGCAGCAGCAGCAACAGCAGCAGCAGCAGCAGCUGCUGAUUGCUUGCUGGCGCCCCAUGCAGCAACCAGCGAACUGGAUGUCACUUCUAUGCAACACACCUCAGUACCAGCAGCAGCACUAGCAGAAGCAGCAGCAACAACACGAGCAGCAGCAGCAGCAGCAGCAGCAGCAACACGAGCAGCAGCAGCAGCAGCAACACUAGCAGCAGCAGCAGCAGCAGCAGGACUCACCAGCUUCCUGAUCCUCAGCGGGGCCCUCACACUGCAGCAGCAGCAGCAGCAGCAACAGCAGCAGCAGCAGCAGCAGGAGUUGCAGCAGCAGCAGCAGCAGGAGGAGCAGCAGAUGCUGCGGCAGUGGCAGCACCCUACAGCAGCAACUGGAACAGCAGCAGCAAUAACGCGACGGUUCAGCAGCUGCAGCACUCAGCAGCAGCAGCAACAACAGCUGCUGCAGCAGCCAGUGCAGCAGCAGCAACAGCAACAACAACAGCAGCAGCAGCAGCAGCAGCAAGUUGCUUCACUCGUCUUCUCCUGUACUAUAUGGGUUUGA